UAAAGAUAAUGGCAAAGAUUCAGAGGUUUGGCUAUGUUUUGUGUCACUUAGUUUUAGUACUUGUGAAUGUAUUUGUAUUUAGAAAAAUGUUUUAUGAGAAGGAGAAGUUGAGUUGGAGCCAAAAAGCAGCAGAAGAAGCAGAAGCAGUAGCCUCAAUUUCAUGUUCAGGCCAUGGAAGAGCAUAUAUUGAUGGCUAUGUUGUUGAUGGAAAGCCUAUUUGUGAAUGCUAUUCUUGUUAUGGUGGCACUAAUUGCUCUUUAUUUUUCCCCAACUGUCCUGCUGAUGUUGAUGGUGGGGAUCCUCUAUUCUUGGAACCUUUCUGGAUACAAAAUGCAGCUAGCAGUGCAGUAGUAGUAUCAGGCUGGCAUAGAAUGAGUUAUUUCUUUCCUAAUCAGUCCCACAUAUCCAAAGAGCUUGACAGAAACAUAAGAAAGAUACAUGCAAUUGCCAAGAAUGCUAUCACAAAUGGAAGAUACAUUGUUUUUGGAGUAGGCUCUACUCAACUCCUACAUGCUGCAGUUCAUGCUCUUUCCAUUGACAAUUCAACUUCUUCCUCUCCUUACCUUGCAACAAAAGUGGUUGCUAAUAAAAUCCCUUACUAUUCGCCUUAUAAGUUUCAAACAGAAUAUUUUCAAACACAUCAUUAUGAAUUUGAAGGAGACUCAUCCAUGUUGAAGAACAAAUCAGACUUUGCUGGAAAUGUAAUUGAGUAUGUGACUUCACCAAAUAAUCCAGAUGGGAAUUUGAGAAGUUCAGAUCUAAAAGGCCCAAGUGUAAAGCCCAUUUAUGAUCGUGCUUAUUAUUGGCCUCAUUACACAGCAAUUCCUGCUCCUGUUGAUGAAGAUCUCAUAAUUUUCUCUAUGUCUAAGCUCACUGGUCAUGCUGGAACCAGAUUUGGGUGGGCAAUUGUGAAGGACGUGAAUGUGUAUAGAAGAAUGGUGGAAUUUAUUGAUUUGGCCGAAAUGGGGACAUCAAAGGAUGCCCAAUUGAGAGCUUUGACUCUUCUAAAAGUUGUUGCUGAAGGAGAUGGCAAGCAACUCUUCAAUUUUGCACAUCAAAUUUUGAUGGAUCGUUGGGAAAAAUUGAGUCAAAUGUUUUCUCUUUCUAAACGUUUUAGCCUCCAAAGAAUUCCAACUCAACAUUGCAUAUUUGUUGAGAGAGCCAGAGAACCAUCUCCAGCUUAUGCAUGGGUGAAGUGUAAGAGAAAAGAAGAUAAAAACUGCACAGAAAUCUUCAGAGUUGCAAAAAUCAUAGGUCGUCCAGGUAGCAAAUUCUUUGCAGGAGAUCGUUAUGUUCGACUGAGUCUAUUAAAGGGCCAACAUGAUUUUGACAUGUUGAUCCUUCGACUAAAACAAUUGGUCUCCCUAGAAUAUGAAGCCAGUGCACAAGUCAUGUCAAGUUCUUAUUAG
Messenger RNA from Lycium barbarum (goji berry), 1409 nucleotides. RefSeq names its product tryptophan aminotransferase-related protein 4-like. Gene Ontology annotation, biological process: amino acid metabolic process. Lineage: Eukaryota; Viridiplantae; Streptophyta; Magnoliopsida; Solanales; Solanaceae. The coding region runs from base 9 to 1409 and encodes 466 amino acids. The record is from RefSeq and is a predicted model, not a curated record. The transcript is spliced from 5 exons. Gene Ontology annotation, molecular function: carbon-sulfur lyase activity; transaminase activity.